Xylona heveae TC161 is the source of this 3106-nucleotide messenger RNA. RefSeq names its product glycoside hydrolase family 31 protein. The transcript is spliced from 3 exons. Gene Ontology annotation, molecular function: alpha-glucosidase activity; carbohydrate binding. The record is from RefSeq and is a predicted model, not a curated record. Bases 203 to 3106 code for a protein of 967 amino acids. Gene Ontology annotation, cellular component: glucosidase II complex. Gene Ontology annotation, biological process: N-glycan processing; carbohydrate metabolic process. NCBI's taxonomy places the organism in Eukaryota, Fungi, Ascomycota, Xylonomycetes, Xylonales, Xylonaceae.
CCUCUUGGUUCCUGAUUAGGUGUAAAUUGUCCUACAUGGUCUCAGUGUUUCAAUUGGACCAAACCUCAGCUCAUCUCUAAAGAGCCCCUAAUCAUCGACCGAGUGGAUUGUCUCCAUACGGGAGAGCACAUUUCCCAUUUCAUUAACUAUCAGUUCCAUGUUACCUUAAGCUUCAUCCGAGAGAGCUGUUGUUUGGGAGACAAUGGUCUCCUACCGCACGCCCGGUAGGGCAGUUUUGCUGCUCACCCUCCUCACCCUCUUUCUGCUCAUUCAACCUGCAGAAAUGGUAAAGCAUGAAUCGUUCAAAACAUGUGACCAGUCAGGAUUCUGCAAGCGCAAUAGAGCUUAUGCCGACAACGCGGUAACGCAGAGCUCCUGGGAGUCACCCUAUGCUCUCGAUCCUCAGUCCAUAGUCUUUAGCAAGAGCCAAUUGCACGGUGUUGUGCUCAAAUCCAUCGCAGGAUCAAACGAGCCCGUACGACUUCCUCUCACCAUAACGUUCUUAGAAUCAGGAGCUGCACGCGUGACUGUCGACGAAGAGAAACGCCAAAAGGGCGAGAUUGAAUUGAGGCACAACAGCAAGGCAAAGAAAGAAAGAUAUAAUGAAGCUGCUUCUUGGGCAGUUGUUGGAGGUCUAAAAUCAUCCACGACUGCUGCUUUGAGCAGUCAACAGGACAAUGGCUUCACAAAAGUAGAAUACGGCCCUACCAAAGGCUUUGAAGCUGUUAUUCGUCAUGCCCCUUUUUCCGUAGACUUCAAACGCGACGCCGAAACUCAGGUCCAGUUCAACGACCGAGGCCUUUUAAAUGUCGAGCAUUGGAGACCAAAGGUAGACAAGGAGCCGAAAGAAGGCGAAGAAGCCAACAAGGAGCCCGUGGAAGACGAGAGCACAUGGUGGGAAGAAACAUUCGGCGGAAACACCGACUCAAAGCCCCGUGGCCCCGAGAGUGUUGCAUUGGACAUCUCGUUUCCUGGCUAUGAACAUGUCUUUGGUAUUCCCGAGCAUGCUGGUCCUCUCUCGUUGCGCGAGACUCGCAGGGGCGGUGAUGGAAACCACAAGGAUCCUUAUCGAUUGUACAACAGCGAUGUAUUCGAAUAUGAGAUGGACAGCCCGAUGACCUUGUACGGCGCCAUCCCCUUUAUGCAGGCCCACAAGAAGGAUUCGACCGUCGGUGUCUUCUGGCUGAACGCCGCAGAAACCUGGAUUGACAUCAUCAAAUCAAAAUCUCCGCUGAAUCCUCUGAGUCUGGGUCUUGCUGGAUCCGUUGAUACUAAGACUCACUGGAUCUCGGAAAGUGGAUUACUUGAUGUAUUCGUGUUUCUUGGACCUACAUCCAAGGACAUAAUGAAGACUUAUUCAGAGUUGACUGGGUAUACGCAACUACCGCAGCAAUUUUCUGUUGGCUAUCACCAGUGCCGAUGGAACUAUGUUACCGAUGAAGAUGUUCGGGAUGUCGAUCGCAAGUUUGACAAACAUAAUAUUCCCUAUGACGUGAUUUGGCUCGACAUUGAAUACACAGAGGGGAAGAAAUAUUUUACGUGGGAUCCAAUGACAUUUGGGGAUUCAAUUGGAAUGCAGAAGCAACUCGACCUUCGCGAUCGGAAGCUGGUUGCUAUUAUCGAUCCCCACAUAAAAAACGAGAAAGGCUUCCGCAUCAGCGAGGAGCUCAAGGGCAAGAACUUGGCAGUUAUGAACAAAGAUGGAAACAUUUACGAGGGUUGGUGCUGGCCCGGAUCUUCAAAUUGGGUGGAUUGUUUCAAUCCAGCAGCGAUUGCAUGGUGGAAGACGCUGUUCAAGUAUGAUGCAUGGAAGGGAUCCGCACCCAACACCUUCCUUUGGAACGAUAUGAAUGAGCCUUCCGUAUUCAACGGCCCAGAAGUGACCAUGCCGAAAGACAACCUUCAUUACGGAAACUGGGAACACCGUGACAUUCACAAUAUCAACGGCAUGACCCUUGUCAAUGCGACUUACCAGGCUCUCCUUGAGCGAAAGAAGGGCGAGAUCCGUCGACCUUUUGUCCUGACCCGGUCGUUCUAUGCCGGCACUCAGCGCCUUGGCGCCAUGUGGACGGGUGACAACCAAGCCAACUGGGACCACCUUGCUGCCGCCUUUCCUAUGAUUCUGAACAAUGGUAUUGCGGGAUUCCCAUUUGCGGGUGCAGAUGUUGGUGGCUUCUUCGGCAACCCCAGCAAGGAGCUUCUUACCCGAUGGUACCAAGCCGGAGCGUUCUAUCCUUUCUUCCGUGGCCACGCUCAUCUCGACACCCGGAGACGCGAGCCGUACAUGGCCGGUGACCCGUACAAGGGUAUCAUCACCCAGGCACUUCGUCUCCGUUACCAGCUUCUGCCCGCCUGGUAUACCGCCUUUUACGAAGCCAGCACGGAAGGCAGCCCCAUCAUCCGUCCCAACUACUUUGUUCAUCCUUCGGAUGAGAAGGGCUUCGCUCUUGACGACCAGUUUUACCUUGGCAGUACUGGUAUCUUAGCCAAGCCUGUAGUCAAGGAGGAUGCUACCAGCGUCGACAUCUACAUUUCUGACGAUCGGCCGUACUAUGACUAUUUUGAUUUCACUGUCUACCGGGGAAAGGGUAGCAAGACCAUUGCAGCACCGCUCGAGAAAAUUCCCAUUCUCAUGCAAGGCGGCCACAUCAUUCCUCGUCGGGACAGACCGCGUCGCAGCAGUGGCCUGAUGAGGUGGGAUCCCUUCACCCUGGUCGUCGUACUCGACGAAAACGGUCACGCCGAGGGUCACCUUUACCUUGACGAUGGAGAAACUUUUGAUUACCAGGCCGGCGCUUAUAUCCAUCGCCGCUUUGUCUUUGACAAGUCUUCCUCGUCACUCGUGUCAGAAGACCUCGCAGUCAAGGGAAGCAAGACUGCAGCGUACCUCAAGACCAUGGCCAAGGUUGGCGUCGAGAAGGUUGUCGUUGUCGGCGCCCCGGCUGGGUGGGCGUCAAAGUCUACCGUCACGGUCACGGAGGAUGGCGCUCAGUCUUCCACUGCUGAGUUGAGCUAUACUCCUCCUGAAGGAUCCAAGGCUGCCUGGGCAAUCAUUCGGAAUCCCAAGGUUGCUAUUGGCCAUGGCUGGACCAUUGAUUUUUCUUAG